Momordica charantia (bitter melon) is the source of this 6784-nucleotide messenger RNA. Its product is annotated as Zinc finger C-x8-C-x5-C-x3-H type family protein. Gene Ontology annotation, cellular component: nucleus. The record is from RefSeq and is a predicted model, not a curated record. Gene Ontology annotation, molecular function: metal ion binding. NCBI's taxonomy places the organism in Eukaryota, Viridiplantae, Streptophyta, Magnoliopsida, Cucurbitales, Cucurbitaceae.
UUACCCUUUUUCUUCCAUACGAUUUGUCGCCUCAAAUUCAAUUCAAAUACCACCAAACCAAACCCGCGAGUAUGGCGUAGGGCGAUGAAUUCCAACCAAGAACGCCGAUAACACAGUGGCCGCGAAUCCGAUCACAUCUCCGCCAUGGAUUUACCUCAGUUUCUCUACCAUCAACGCGAUCAAUCCAGGUAUAUAUCUCCUCCUUCCUCCGCCCCUCUUCCUCGCCCUUUUUUCCCGGACGAUCCCAAUUUCCACUUCCCCCCAAAUCACCACCACGUCGUUCCCGAUAAAGGGAUUGACUACCCUCUUCCCCGGCCGCCGCCGCCGUCGUACCACCGCCAUCUUCCGAUUCAUCCACCCCCAUCACCGGCGCCGCCGCCCGGUUACAAUCCUGCUCAGCCCCAAUUUGUUGUCUCUUCGUCUAAUCACGACGACCAAUUGAGGUCUGCGCACCCUCUUCGCGAAUUUGCCCGAUCCCCUCCAGUUUCGAGUAGAAUCUCUUUCGAUGGAGGAUUUCAUCGUGAUUUUGUUGACCUCAACCAUGCGUACCAUGAUGGCCGGCGGGAUAUUUCGGAUCCAUCCAGAGUCUCGGUGGAUAAUCGACCACCAAUCCCGCAUUCUCCUAUUGAUUUUGAGCGUGGAACGGGCCACCGAGAUAUUGACCGCAGGCCUGCCCUGCCAUAUCCGCCCCAUGAUAUGUUUAGGUAUAGUUCAGGUAAUAGUUCUAGGCGGGGAGCGGAGUACAAUGAGAGUUUUCAGACAGAUCCAAGAGAAGAGGUGCUACGAGGACGAGGUGAGGAGAAUUAUUAUCACCAUGAUCAGCUUAAAGCGGAUUCCAAUAUUUCUUUUAUGGAAUCUGGAGCCACGGUUGUGCAGAGUCCAUUGUCUAGGGACAACCAAUUUACUUCAGGCAGUUUUGAUAAACACCGCUAUGGCUCGCCUUAUGAAAAAGAAUCUUUUAGGAGCCGUAGGGGUAGCAAUGUGGUGGGUAAAAAUCAGAGAUGGGUUCACAGCAAAAAAAUUUUUAGAAACAUGCACAGUUCGUACUUAGAAACAGGAAGUAAUGAUAGAGGACAUGGUGACCGUAGUGAUUUUCGAAUUAUAUCCGGAAAGCAUGGGCAUUCAAAUUCAGAAUUUGGAAAAUAUUACAAUGACAAUAAUGGUAGUACAGAAGGUUAUAAUGAGUACACAUCCACUCCACGGAAGCAAGUACAGAAAAAGAGUGCUUUUCUCAGAAUUCAAAUGGCAAAUCCUUGCCACAGUAACAGAGAGAGUGAGCAGUUUUGUGAUACUGAUUAUUUUGAUGAGAAGAACAACGGUUCCCUUGGAGGAAAAAAUCAGGCUAGAUCUCUAGGCUACAGAAUGGAUGCAGGGAAGAAGAGAGAGGGAAGUCCCAUGGAACUUGAUGUUUCUUUCAAAUCCAAUUCGUUGGUGGCCAAGGCAAUCAUGGCACCAACACAAUCUGCCUCUAUCUCAGAUUUGGCUAUAAUGCCCGGAAAUGAUAUAAAUAUGAAUGUUUUGGUUUCCUACCAUGACUCUACUGACUCACAUUUAACCAGACAUAACAAGGGUGAUGUAGUCACAGAUGGUGUUACAAAUCUUACCACUUGUUCCUCAGGCUCGAAAGAUGAGCUGAAGGAAUCAAAAGAGAAGGCUACAGGUCUGUUGGCUGAUAAUGGAUCUAAUAAUUCAGCAGAUGCUUCUUCAGUUAUGAGCAAUCAUUCACUUGGAAAAACUAAUGUUGAAAGGCCUUCACAGGGCAAGGUGUCAGAUAUAGAAGGGAAGAAUGUUCCUGGAAAAGCAUCUCCUAUGAGGGCCAUGAAGAAGAAAAAGGUUGUGAGGAAAGUAGUGAAGAAGGCAGUAAGUCCUCAAAUGUGUUCACAGACAAGAAAAAGUGAUGAUGACCCUGUGAAAGUAGGUAGUUUGAUAAAUAUUCCAUCAGUUGUUACAGAGUCGGAUAAGGGGUUAGGAGUUUCAGAAAACAAGACUUCCACAUCUGGAACGAACUCAGACCAUAAUUUUGUGUUUAAGGCUUCUCAGCAUGAUAUGUCUAGAUUACCAGAAAAUAGAAAAGCAGAUCGAUCUGUCCUGCCUAUAGUUUCAGAAGAAUGUCAAGCCAAGACUGAUAUGGGCAUGAAAUAUGCAGAUAAGAGUAGUAAAAAUAGCUUAGAUUCUCCUUUAAAUUCCUUGAUUAAAGAUGGAACAGGAAAUAGUAAUCAUCUUGAGAGAAACGGUUCUUUCAUUGCCUUGCCACCUCUUUUAAAUUCUAAUAAGGAUCUUACAUUACCAAAUGGACCUAAUGAGUUUGAUUUUGAAGGUGAGUCGAGCAAAGCUAGACUUUCUGGGAUUAAAGAUACGUUGGUUGAGAAUGUAUCAGGCAAAGAGUCUAAAGCUACCAUGUUUUCACUAGGAGACAGUCAGUCUGUAUUAUUGGGUUCUAAUGAUCCUAAUCCACAUGAUGAUCUUGUUUAUGGAAGUAGUUUGGUUGGUGAUGUAGAUACUCCCAUAGAUUUAGUCAAUGAGGUAACUCAGUUUCAAGAUAAUACUCCACUUUCUGAAACUUGUUUUGUUGAUGAAAUUUGCAAGCAUCCUUGUGGUCCUCCUGAGACUGAUAUUAUAGGAGUACCUGCUGAAAAAGUUAGCAAUUCUUUGGUGGCUAUGCAUUCAGAAGCAGCUGGAAUGGAGAUGGAUUCCAUAAGUUUGCAGGACUAUAACAGUGACCAAUAUACUAAUCAGGAUUCAGAUGAUUGUUGUCAAUGUACUAAUAUACGAGUGAAUGAGGUUCUUAACUCUGAGAUGAUUGGUAAUACGAUAGAUGAGGAGUCUGUGGAUCUGAGUUCUGUAUCACUAGGUGUUAGUUCUAUAGGAAGAUCUCCCAAGGCUAAGGUUUCAAUCAAAGGUGUAAAAGGUGAGGAACCAUUGUCUAAGACGAAUGAAAUUAGAGAUUGUUUGGAUUUUUCAGGUUCUGGUGAUAUCAAUCAAGAGAGCAAUUCAGAGAAUCCACGUACAAGUUUUAAUUCUAAAAACCGUUGUGCUUCAGAUCAGGAUUUUUCUGGUCUUGGAAGCAUGGUAUUGGAUGUAAAUGCUACCACCACUGGAGAUUGUGCAGUGGCUGGUUACAAGUUAUUAGGUAAGUCAUCAAAAAAUAAAAUCUCGAUGGCCUGUGAUGUUAAUAAUGGAGGAAAUGAGAUAUCACCCAAGUCUCAGAAGAAGCAAAAAGUAUGCACUGCUGGUCCUGUUUUGCCUUGCCCUAGUGCUGAAUCUAAUGAAGGGGCUGCAAUUACAUUCAUCUCUAGUUUAAGUGAUCAGUUGACUUCUAAUGGUGAAUUAAUGGAAGCUGAGGAGGUUGCAGCAUCUAAUGUGGAUGCUCUUUGCACAGCUAGUCCUGUUUCUACAGAUUGUUCAAAGGGAAUCAGCAUGAUGCUCGAUGAUAUAUCAAUAAAAGAAUCUGCUAACAAAAUCAAUAAUGUUGGUCCCUUUGAGUGUCACUUGAAAUAUGAGCAACCUGAAAAGAACUCUUGUUCAAUCGAGGAGUUGAUUGUUUCAAAAUGUCAGUCACUUUCUCCAUCAGCAUUGGUAAAUGAGAAAAAAGACAGCGGUACUCCCAUAAUGGACACAAAUCAAAGAGAUCAUAUGGGCGUAGUUAUUGGUAGGAGAAAAGAAUUAGAUAUUCAUGCUGCAGAAGAGGAAUCUAUGGUUUAUAAUAAGACUGCACGGUUGGAUGGUCCUUCUGAAGUUUCAUCUUCUCAAACCUUAGAUUGUUUACAUCCAGUAACAGUUAGAGCUUCAAGUAAUCUUGGCAAAGAUAGUUUAGAUCAUAUAGAAAUAUUUGCUGAUGGGAAAAGAUGCGCCACUGCCAAUUCUGAUAAUGAAAUUGUGGGUAGCAUGUCUGAUACACGAGGGGAUUUGGGUUCUCCAAAAAUCUUCAAUGUUCCAGAGACUCAUAAAUUAAAUUGUGAGGCAUCGCUUAGUGAAAUUACUGACGACAAAAAUUUGAAGGAGAAAUCCAAUGUUGAAAAUGGAAGGGCAUUGACUGACACUCCAUUUCCACAGUCUAUCACCAUUAGUCAGAAAUUUGGUCGCUCCAAUGCUGGCAACAAUUUAUCCACUGAAAAAGUAUUACCACAGGCAUUGGAAGAAUUAAAAAGUGGACUUCAGGCUGAUGAUACUUCUGCUAAUUCAUGCAAGAAAAAACAGAAUAUGGGUUAUUACAAAUCUCGGACUUUUCCUGGUAAAUCUUUUUCCACAUACACUACUUCAAAGAAGUUAGCAUCUGCAGCCUAUAGUACAAAACCACGAAGUUGGCAUCGGAAUGUAAAUUCUCAGGUUCCACCUCCUGGAAAUAAGGUUUUUUCAAGCACUAUUCCUCCCCAAGGGCAGUUACAUGGAGGAGAUGGAGUGGCUCAGGGUACUUCGUACAUUCGUAAAGGUAACAGUCUAGUUCGAAAGCCUUCUCCAGUUGCUGCCCGAGUUUGGGGCUCUCAUGAUUUGAGUUCGAGCUCAUCAGAUCAGCUUGAUUUCAGGUCUAGCAUAAAAGCUAAUAGUAAGGUUGAUAUUACUAAUUCUUCUUUCCACUCCAAAGCAAGGAAAAUUGACGCUCCUGCUGAUAAGCCCUAUCCUCCCCCACUGUCUAGUGGGUCCAGGUCGCCUAAUUAUUCAAUUUCCAUGGGUGAUUUUGCACCAUCUCCUUGCCAUGAAACUGAAUCACAUCUCAUGAAGUCUAAACAUGUUAGUGAUCUGUCAAAAUCUGUUGGGGAUUCAUCAAAGAUAUUGUUAGCUUCUAAAAGUCAGGUUGGUACUGCUGAUAAGAAAGAAAAUCCGACUGAAACAAAAGACAAGAAUUCUGUAUCUUCAGUUCUAAAAAGGAUAGUGUAUGUAAAGCGGAAAUCAAAUCAGUUGGUCGCAACGUCAAAUCCCUGUGAUUUAUCAACAAGGAAUGUGGACACAACUCGUUCCUUGGCCUCUGAUGGCUAUUACAAGAGGAAAAAAAAUCAGCUGAUCAGGGCUACAUCCGAAUGUCACAUGAAACAGACUUUACUCCCCACUGAAGAUGUUUCAGACCCAGGAGCCCAAAGCUCUUAUGGAGAUGGAGAUGGAGAUGCUAGAAGUUUCAAUAAGAGGCAACAAUGUAAAGUUGUAGUGAAAACACAUGGGCCUUCAAAGUCCUCUUUGGUGUGGACACUUCGCAGUUCAGAUGCUCCACGAAAUGGUGAUGGUAAUUUGCAGAAUCAUAAAAUUGUUCCUCGUCUUUUUCCUUGGAAAAGACCAUAUUGGAAGACCGUCAAGCCAAACACUUAUACUCAUAAAAAUAGUUCUUCCUCUAUAGUCAGAAAAUUGAUGCUGUUGAGGAACAGGAACACAGUUUACAAAAGAUCAAAACAUGGAUUUUCACUUCGAAAAUCCAAGGUACUAAGUAUGGGCAGAUCUAGUUUGAAGUGGUCAAAAUCCAUUGAAAGGCACUCAAAGAAAGCUAAUGAGGAAGCUACAAGGGCAGUUGCUGAUGCAGAAAGGAAGAAAAGAGAACGUAAUUUGGAUGCUUCUGUUUCCCCUGAUGCUGAGGCUGGAAGUCAGUUUUCCUAUGACCAAGCAUCCGGUUCUACCACUCUCCAACCAAAAAAAAGUGCUAAGAAGUUUUAUGUUCCACGAAGACUAAUGAUUGGAAAUGACGAAUAUGUUAAGAUUGGAAAUGGAAAUCAAUUGGUCAGAAAUCCAAAAAGACGAGCACGCAUAUUGGCAAAUGAGAAAAUUCGAUGGAGUUUGCACACUGCAAGACAGCGUCUGGCGAAGAAGCGGAAGUACUGUCAAUUUUUCACAAGAUUUGGUAAAUGUGACAGAGAAGGUGGCAAGUGCCCUUAUAUUCAUGACACUUCCAAGAUUGCAGUCUGCACAAAAUUUCUUAAUGGUUUAUGUUCUAAUGCAAGCUGCAAAUUGACUCAUAAGGUCAUUCCAGAAAGGAUGCCUGAUUGUUCAUACUUUUUACAGGGUUUAUGCAGCAGCAAAAACUGUGCCUACAGACAUGUAAAUGUGAACUCAAAGGCCCCUACUUGCGAGGCUUUUCUAAGGGGCUAUUGUGCUCUCGGCAACGAGUGCCGUAAGAAGCACAGUUAUGUGUGCCCCUUGUUCGAAGCGACAGGAACAUGUCCUGAAAGACCCAAGUGCAAACUUCACCACCCUAAAAGACAAACUAAAGGAAGAAAAAGGAAACGAUCAGAAGAGAAGAAUAACGAUCAAGGACGAUACUUUGGUUCCAAGCGUAUCAAUGCUGCUGGGUCUAGUAGAAUGGUGGUGACUGAGAAGCAUCCUGUUAAGUUAAGUGACCCUUAUCCUGAAGGGGAUCUGGCAGAUUAUAUCAGCCUUGAUGUCAGUAGCGAUGAAGAGACUGCAGAAAGCCAGGACUACUCAACAAGCCAGAGAACAUCCUUUUGUGAAGGUUACCUUCCAGAGUUACUGUUAGAUGAUCCCGACGAGCUGAUCAAACCGAUUCGGAUAAUGGAUGAGAACCUGAUAAUGCAAUCGUUGGGAAGCUGAGCUGCCUGCUCCUCAUUCUGUGCCAGGUUUGUCCAAUCUCUCACCAUUAGAGUUUAGUAUGGUGUACACCUGCUCUGCUAACGUCUGUAACACAUUAUCACAGCUUAGGUUUAGUUUUAGUUUUUAGUUUUUAGUUUUUAGUUUUAGUUUUUCUUCUUAGUGCAGAGUUCUGGAAAACUCCACUUCUGCCAUUACUGUAAAUCAACAUUUUAAUUUGAAAGGAAUGAAAUGAUUUUAUGAGAGCAUGGUGGAUGUA